Molecule: messenger RNA, 804 nt
Organism: Penicillium diatomitis
Lineage: Eukaryota; Fungi; Ascomycota; Eurotiomycetes; Eurotiales; Aspergillaceae
Exons: 5
Coding region: 430-804 (124 amino acids)
Source: RefSeq, a predicted model, not a curated record
AUGUCGUCUCCAUCGAAUUUAUUGCCGGUGUUUCUCUGCGGCAGACGUUUCGAGAUCGGCAAGCCGAUUGCAGAGAUCCUGGCUCCCGAAUUCGAGGUCCCUCAGUGGUCCGGUCCAUUGGAACGUUUCCAGCUCCUCAUCACACCAACCUGCAACAUCCACACCUUCAUCACCCAUACGCACCGACUCCCAGUCAUCCACUUCUGCAUGGAUGCAGAAACAGCCAUCACCGAGAUCCCACGCCUGGCGGGUAAAGUCAAAGAGAAGUUGAUGAAGUGGCAGAAGGGGGGGGCACCUACCUGCUCCCUACUCUCCUCGAGUAUUGACAUGUUCACCCUUCUUGACUUUCAGAAAUAACAAUAUGUCAUCUUCAAAACAAACGGAUCCUCAACACUGUCAACACUCAACAGUAAUCUGUCUCUAGAAUCCAUGUCACCACAUCACGAAGCGGGAAUGAGCUCCAGCUGCACGGACGACACCCUCUCACUCCAGUCUCUCGGCGGCUCCACGGUAAACCCCGCAUCCGCUCACCCACGCGACACUUUCCCCGGACUGGGCCUCAGCCAGCUCCUCCAGAACGACGAUGGAAGGAAAAUCGCAAUGAAUGGCCGCGUGGAUUUCCAUCACAACUCUCGGGCGAUCGAUCAGCGAGACGAAUCACCUACUACUAUAGAAUUACGACUCGCACCGGAUAAGAACUUGAUUCAGAUCCAGAUCCAGAUCCCUCCCCGGCUGACGUUGCCGAAGUCCACGAUCUUCCCGAUAGACAUGUUCAACACGAAAACUGGGGCCCCUGUCCUAUGA